Molecule: messenger RNA, 902 nt
Organism: Ceutorhynchus assimilis (cabbage seed weevil)
Lineage: Eukaryota; Metazoa; Arthropoda; Insecta; Coleoptera; Curculionidae
Source: the annotation of a GenBank genome assembly
UUUUGAAUUUGAAUUAUUGAUCAAUAAAUUGAAUUUAAUUUUCUUAUCACCUUAUUCCAUCACCUCCUGGACCUAAUCUAUUUGGAAAGUACCACAUUAACCCUGUAACCAAUGAUUGCGGGUCCCUUGUUUUAAGACCAAAAUACACGCCGGGUCUAUAUGAGCCCCAAAAUUGCUCUGGAACUUUCAACCCACUGUCUAUGACAACCUGUAAGUGGAUAUUGAAUAAAAAGUCCUGAAAACAUGACCGAUUCCUUUCAAAAAGUAGCAGGAUUUUGUUCAGACUGCGGUUCCAUUUUACCGCCUUUGAGAGGCACUGGUGACGUUACAUGCUAUUCAUGUUCUAGGGUUUUUGCUCCCGAGAUGCUUAUCGAUAGCAACAGUAAAGUUCAUUAUACAAUACAUUUUAAUGAUCGCUCUACAAAAGGCAAACAAGCAGAUAAAACUGGUGAAGACGAAGAAGAGGGGCCCAUUGUGGAAAGGAAAUGUCCCAAGUGUGGUAAUGAAAAAAUGUCUUACGCUACAUUACAACUGAGGUCCGCUGAUGAAGGGCAAACAGUUUUUUAUACUUGCACCAAGUGCAAAUUUAAGGAAAGUGAAAAUUCAUAAAUAAAAAUAACAUUUUUCUCAUUCCAUAGUUAGUUUUAUUUAUUAAAGUAAAAAUUAAUGUCCACAAUUCAUGAGCUCAACUCAAUUUAGUCAAGUUCUAUAAUUGGGUCCACUGUAUGCCAUAGUUUUUUGUUUUCAUAAUACUUAAUAACUACUUCGGGACAUCUAGCAUUUGCUUGGCUUGAUGGCACUAAAUCUGCUUCUUUGCAAUUUUUCCACAUCAUCAAAAAUAGCAAUUCUCCUGUAGCAUUUGUUGCACCAACUAUUUUUAAUGGUUCUAAGCCUCUAUCGAA